Molecule: messenger RNA, 395 nt
Organism: Puccinia graminis f. sp. tritici CRL 75-36-700-3
Lineage: Eukaryota; Fungi; Basidiomycota; Pucciniomycetes; Pucciniales; Pucciniaceae
Exons: 2
Coding region: 1-345 (114 amino acids)
Source: RefSeq, a predicted model, not a curated record
AUGGCAGCCCAACCCACAACCAAUAACAACAAGACCAGUCCACCAAACAACAACCCAACACUCGCACAGGCUAACCAACUCAAUCCACCAGCAGCCUCGAAUCCAGGGACGACGACUACCGCACCCACCACCCCCGUCCCGCCACAAUUCAACCUCACCGAAUGCUCAAAGUAUCUCUUCUCUCAGAAACCGGAACUGUAUAAGCCUCCAGUGCCUUCAGGCGGAUGGGCCGCAGUGAAAUGUAAAACCAUCUCAUCGUUUUCAUCUGUCUGUCUCCUCAAAACCCUCUACCAGAUCCAGCAGCUGAUUUAUUUUCAACUGUCCGACGGUUUGUUUUUGAUUUGAUUUGAUUUGAUGAUGAAAAAAAAAUAAAUACUUCGAUGGCCAAUGGAGCC